Messenger RNA from Hermetia illucens (black soldier fly), 3930 nucleotides. Its product is annotated as sorting nexin-13-like. The transcript is spliced from 15 exons. Lineage: Eukaryota; Metazoa; Arthropoda; Insecta; Diptera; Stratiomyidae. Gene Ontology annotation, cellular component: early endosome. Gene Ontology annotation, molecular function: phosphatidylinositol binding. The record is from RefSeq and is a predicted model, not a curated record. Bases 171 to 3728 code for a protein of 1185 amino acids.
AUUUGUCAAGUGAAAUUUUUUACGUCUGAGUUGUUGUUCGAUUAGGGAAAAACUCGAAAAUUCCAUACGGAAAUGAUGAGAAUCUUAUCACAAUCAGUGCAAGAGUUGCAAUAAGUUCUUCCAGCAGCCGAAGAAACCCGAAACGUGGCUGACCGUAUGCAGUUGCCUUAAUGCGACCCAGAAUCGGAAUGAUUUCCAAGCACUACAGUUGGAUAUUUGCUAUUUUGGCGUUUUUAUUGCACAUUCUUGGCAUUGUCAAGUGUCUCGCGCUGCUCAUCGGGAUCUGCUUCUUUGUGCUGGGAGUUCUUUGUAUAAUUUAUGUCCAACACGGUGAUUUGGAUCAAUUCCUCGAGAAUUCUCACCCACAGAAUCCGUUGGAGCCGCCGCGACCGCUGGGUCUGAAUCUAGUGUGUGAACAGAAACCGAUUGUUUUGUAUUCGCCAAACAUAAAAAUCCAAACCGAGUCCCGAAAACACUUUGGUCUGGGUCACACACAACAACCGUCGCACCAACUCUCUCCGCAUCGGCAGCAGCAGCAGCAACAGUCCUUUGAGUCUCGUAAAAGAGGUUUAAUUGAUUCAGGAAUCGAGUUGCUGUUUAAGAAGCACAGCAAGAACGUUCGCGAGGGACAUCUCAAGGUCCACGAUGUCUAUUUGGAGAGCAGAGAAGCGAGUCCGGCAAGUUCCGGCGGAAAGCAUGCGAACACACCAAAGGGAGAAGAAAAGAAAUGGAAGCCGUUUGAUAACAUCAAAAUCUACUCCGAGAAGAAGAAACCGCUGACAUCUGUGGGAUAUGAUAAACAAGAUGCAGAAAACGUCAGUUUUGGGGAGGACGUUUCAAUGACUCCAUCGCCGCGCCGAUACAACCCAACUUUCUCCCACGAUGGCCACCUCCUCGACGAGCACGGCUCCCCAAAACGGAAACAAAGAGCAAUGCUAAGUGGCAACAAACCAAUCGAUCAGCGUCUUCACACCAUCAUCGACUACAUUAUCCGGGAUUUCAUUGAUUCCUGGUUCUGUUCAUUGAGUGAUAAUAAAGAGUUCAGUGAUUACCGCGUUCGGAAUUGUAUCGAGGAGUGUGUGACGAAUAUUUGCGCUCGUGCCAAAAAUGUUCAGUGGAUUCCGCUUAUGACCACGAAGCUUAUUGAAAACGUGGCGAACCACACGAGGUUCUAUAGGUUGGCGAAUCAGGCAAUUAAUUCACAAAAUGAAGAAAGAAAUGCAAAACAUCAGGAGAAGAAAUCGCCACAGCGAAAGAGCAAGAAAUCGCAGCAUAAAAGGAAUAAAAGUGACACCGAUUUGGAAUGGUAUUUCGGAUCAAGUGCUGCUCAAAAGAGUGUGGCGAAUUCAAAAUUUUAUACGGAGCCCGUCAAUGAAAAAGUUUUAACAGAUCCUGAGGCAAAUCUCAUUACUGCAUUCUUCAAUCAAUGCGACACCUACAAGAAAGAAUGUAUGGAUGACCGUGAAUUAGAAAAGCAUUUAACGAAUAUUAUGGAAACUGUUUUGUAUUUUACACUCCCUGAAGAGGAUUUUGCUUGUAUCCCUUUGCGGACUUUUCUCAGCACACUUCUAGCUAACGUUUUCCUCAAACCUAUCCUGGAUAUGCUUUCUGAUCCAGACUUUUUGAAUUUACAAGUAGCAAGACUGUUUUCAAAAGAAACACCGCCAGUAGAAUACUUCAUCAAAGCAUUACGUCAAAGUACGGACCUUUCAGAAUUACGCGCAUGCAGGCAGCUGAUUACAAAACACAUGAACCUGAAGUACAAAGACCACUCUGCUAGCGCCGAAGUGGCUAGCUUAAAAUAUACCCAGAAGUUAAUUGAUUUGCGGAUAAACUAUCUGCAAAGCAACAAAGAUAUUAGCAAUGUUGAAAUGAGCCGCUUAGGUACAAAAUUGCCGCUCUUAUCGUUAGAUGAGCUGCUCUUAAAAGAGUUGGCGCAGUAUUACUUCUUGGAUUACUUAAGUGCACUAAAUUUACAAAAAUAUGUGAUUUUUUAUGUGAAAGCGAAUGACUGGAAAAGUAUGACAAACCGACAUCUAGCGGAAGUGCAGUCGAAUAAAUAUAGAGGCUCCCGGGAGGAGCUUUAUAAAAAUUUACGGGAGAAAGCAAAUGAAAUUUUUAAAGAGUAUUUACAACGACAAAGUGAAAACUGCCUUGAUGUCGAUGGCGGUUUGAUUGAAGCGCUGUCCAUUAAAUUAAGGGAUCAUAUUUUGCCACCGGAUGGUAGCUGGUUCGACUCUAUCUCUAAAUUCGUUUACGAGAAAUUAAAGAACGAGGACAUCUUUCUGAACAAAUUUUACCAAAGCUCGGCAUAUAGAAGCCUCUUACUAGAGCUCGAAUUCGUUGGCCACGGUAGCGAGCCGGAUGUUGAUAAUCCACUGCAAAGCUACUCAGAAACAGGCAGCGAUUCGAAUUCUGGUGAUAUUAAUUUUGACGAUGACCUGAUCGGUGUUGAUAUUAUAUCCAGUAAGCCUGAAAUAAUCCUACCAAAACCAGAUCUACUUGAAAUCGCAAAUUUCAAACAUUGUCGAUCACACAGCGAUUGCACAGGGAUCGUUCCAAGUUAUUCAGAUCUUAACCUGGAAUGUGUAUGCAUCGAUACCAUUGACGGCAACAAAUUGGCCGUUGCAAAGGAACCUCAACAAGAACGUGCCAAAAGCGCUCCAACGCGACCUCGAGUACCUGAAAUUCAAAUUGACAACAAACAGAAGUUAACCGCAAAAAUCAUCAACACUGCAAUCCUUUGUGAAGGACAGUACGCAGUGUAUGCCAUUCAAGUUGUAGUUGUAGAGGAUAAUCAACAAAAAAGUUGGCAUAUUUACCGAAGAUAUUCAAAGUUUUUGGAAUUGAAGAAAAUUUUAACGAAGAAGUAUCCAGCUGUGUCGAAAAUUCCAUUUCCGGCCAAGAAAACCUUCCAUAAUACUCAAAGGGCAGUUUUGGAGCAUCGAAUGGUUCUCUUGAACGAUUUCCUUUCGAUUAUUUGUGAAUGGGCCGCCGACAAUGAUGAUAUGAUGCGAACAGUGAGGGAGUUUUUGGAACCGGACACGGAUGAUAGGAAGAUUCACGGAGGAGUUGUUAUACGGACGAUUGAGACUCUGGUAAAUCCCCUGAAAACAGGAAUGCGAACAAUAAGGAAUAUGCCAGAUACUUUAGUGGGUGGAUUCUCGAAACUACUACUCGGAAAAGGACCGCUCAAAGAACCGUCAUUUUUGGAAGUUAAUUACCUCGAGCAAUCAUCGGAAUAUCCUGCGUUGGCAGCUGCAUUGCAUUUAUUAGAUGAAGUAUUCGACUUGCAGGCUCGCUCUCAAUGGCUACGCAGAGGCUUAAUCAAUCGAGUUCUUGGUGCACCUUGGGUGAGCCAAACGGCCAACAAGAAAAUCAUUCAAGCUGCCAAAUCGCUAAUCGAGGUGGAGAAGAUAGACCAUUUAUUAGGAGCCAUACUAAACAGCCUCUGGCCGGAAGGAAAACGAAUGAAGCAAUCCACUCCGCGGGAGGAUAACACGAAAUUAAGGACACGAGUGGCAGCACGGAUGGCGCUGUUCGCGCUGCUUUCGGACGAUUUGAAGCACGUCGUCGGUUCGGAGACCACACGUGCUGGUUUGCUGAACUUCUUCACGUUAUGGCAACAGAAGAAACUGAACCUGCGUCUAGCUCUGAUUUUACUUAAUGAUAUUUUGACGACCCUGUACGGGGUUGACAGUAUGACAAAACAUGUUAAGCAAUGCUAAAUUAUGAUAUAAGCUUCAAGUGAUUUUUGUAUGUAUUCAUUGAAAAGCAUUUUAGCGUUUUUCCUCUGUUAUUUAUGCUUUAGAUAUUUUUGAAUGUAUUUAAUGUUCGAUAUAAAUAUUGUAGCUAAAUUUUUUUCGUUCACGAUACUCUACUCAUUACUCCUAUAUAAAUUAUAUUAUUAAAAUAUACAAGAGAUUAUAG